Molecule: messenger RNA, 716 nt
Organism: Phalacrocorax carbo (great cormorant)
Lineage: Eukaryota; Metazoa; Chordata; Aves; Suliformes; Phalacrocoracidae
Source: RefSeq, a predicted model, not a curated record
CCCCACGCCUGGGGGCUGGGGGGGCACCCCACAACUGGGACCCGACAAAGGGCCCUGUAGCCGCUAGUGGGUGCAACGGCGCAGGGACCCACGGCCUCCGGCCCCACGGCUCCUCCCCUCCUCAACUUCCUCUGUGGCGGCACUGGGGGGUUGGGGUGAGCCGGGCAUCCGGGCCCCCUUCCCGCUGUGGGGCGGAGCAGUGGGGCGGGAGGGCACCCAGGCGCCUGGCGAUGGCGGGGCUGAAGACGGCGAGCGGGGAGGCCAUCGACGGCUCCUUCGAGCUGCAGGUCGAGGUGGAGGAGGGGGUCGCCGUGGGGCAGACCUGCCCCAUGGCACCCCCUGGCCCCACGGCGGCCCCCCGCACCCUCGCCCUCCGUGUCACGGGGGACCUCCACGUCGGCGGCCUCAUGCUCCUCAUCGUGGAAACCAUCGGGGCGCGGCGGGACUGGUCGGACCACGCGCUGUGGUGGGCGCAGCGCCGGCGCUGGCUGCGGCGGCCCGGGCGCAGCCUGGACGCGCUGGGGGUCGGGGGGACGCGCGGCUCCGCUUCGCCCCCCGGCACCGGCCGCUGCGCGUGCGCCUGCCCAACGGGCGCCGCCUGCGCAUGCGCCUCUCCUUCGCCCAGCCCCUGGCCCGCGGCGUCGCCCAGGCCUGCCGCCUGCUCGGGGGGAGCUGAAACCCCCCCCCCCCGUGGGAGCCCUUCGCCCCCUCCGUGA